CUAAAAAUAUUGAUCAGCCACUUCAAACAUCAAGCCGCACGAGACAUCUCGACUAGCUGUGACAUCACAUGACGUCACGGAGCUCGUUGGAGCUUACGGAGACAGCCUAGUGUCAGUUUGAAACUAUAGACCUAGUGCAAUUUUGGUUGAAAAACAUUGUAGAGUUAUUUUUUGUUUCUUUGAAAGAUUUCUACAAACUGAUCUAGCCUUUUAUGCUCUACAUUAUUUAUUUAUUUAUUUGCACAAAGGACAUUGGGUGGUGCAGGAAUUCUUGGAAUGUUUCACAGAGAAAUUUGGCUGACGAACUCAUGCAAAACAUAUAUGUUUUGAAAAAGGACAUUACACCACAAGAAACAGAGGCAAUGAAGGAUAUCAAAUCUUCUGUCCAGCAAGCUUGGGCAAUCAGAGCCAUACCAUGUGUUUUGUUUGGUUACCUUCAAAUCGCUGGAAUUCCACGCACAGCAGCAAAGAUUCCAAAACUUCUCAAGUCUCUGAAUUUUGGUUCUCACAUGUAUGCCAUUGUCUUUGGAUUAUGUCUUGGUUAUGGUUUGACACCUAGGCGGAAGAUAAUUAAAGAAGUCUUGCAUAAACACAACAUAACCACAGAUCACAAUCUAGGAAAACUAAUCGCAAUGGAUGAAGAGGAGCAUUCUUCUUCCUCAGUACCACUAUAUAAUUACCAGAGUGCUCAGAAGGCUUAUAACACAGAGAUAAAGAAUGGAAAAGAUGGUCAACUCUUUAAACCUCAAAAUCAAUUCCAGAAGUCAGAGGAAACACAAGAACCAGAUGAUGGAUUUGAAAAUUUUUAUGCUAAAAAACGAGGUAGAAAAACCAAUGCUUAUGGAGAUGAAUUGGACUAACAGUAUAAUGUUUACUUGUUGGUAUGUGAUGUAGAACAGAAACUUCAAAGUGACAAAGUGUGUUCUAGUUUUGCAGCCUGAUUUGUCAUCCAGCUCAUUAUCAAAAAAUGGAAUCAUAUUAGCACUAGUACUGCAGACUCAGCAUUUUCUACAGGAUGAGACAAAAUCUGUUAGAAUGAUGUGUGAUUAUAGCAGCUAUGGAACAAAGGAAUAUUUUGUGUUAUAAGACUUUUCAGGUUCUUCACAUUUUAUAUGGGUGGGUUUCUUUUCCUGUUUAGCACUCAAAGUGGCCAUAGGACAUACAGAUUAUGAUAUGCUAUUUUUUAUCAUGCUUCUGUUAUACUAACUGAGCUGAAUGUAUAGUGUGUGGAUGUUGAGGAUCGGCUAAUAUUGAGUUUUGAGCGCUAUGGCCUACUUUAACACAUAGCUCGAGCAAUUUGAAAAUAAAAAAAUGUAAAUAUACAA
Messenger RNA from Saccostrea cuccullata (small rock oyster), 1325 nucleotides. RefSeq lists its product as uncharacterized. Bases 213 to 860 code for a protein of 215 amino acids. The record is from RefSeq and is a predicted model, not a curated record. The transcript has 8 exons. Lineage: Eukaryota; Metazoa; Mollusca; Bivalvia; Ostreida; Ostreidae.